This is a messenger RNA of Peromyscus californicus insignis, 3076 nucleotides long. It is a transcript of the gene Atp6v0a4, whose product is annotated as ATPase H+ transporting V0 subunit a4. Gene Ontology annotation, molecular function: ATPase binding; proton-transporting ATPase activity, rotational mechanism. The transcript has 23 exons. Gene Ontology annotation, cellular component: plasma membrane; vacuolar proton-transporting V-type ATPase complex; vacuolar proton-transporting V-type ATPase, V0 domain. The record is from RefSeq and is a predicted model, not a curated record. Gene Ontology annotation, biological process: proton transmembrane transport; vacuolar acidification. NCBI's taxonomy places the organism in Eukaryota, Metazoa, Chordata, Mammalia, Rodentia, Cricetidae.
AUGGCAUCUGUGUUUCGAAGCGAGGAGAUGCAUUUAUCCCAAGUGUUUCUCCAGGUGGAGGCUGCUUAUUGCUGUGUAGCUGAACUGGGAGAGCUUGGCUUGGUUCAGUUCAAAGAUCUAAAUGCAAACGUGAACAGCUUCCAGAGGAAGUUUGUGAAUGAAGUCCGAAGGUGUGAGUCCCUGGAGCGCAUCCUCCGUUUUCUGGAAGAUGAGAUGCAAAACGAGAUUCUAAUCCAGAUGCCUGAGAAGGAGCCAGAAACUCCUCUUCCCCGAGAAAUGAUCACCCUGGAGAGUACUCUAGAGAAAUUGGAAGGAGAGCUACAGGAAGCCAACCAGAACCAGCAGGCUUUGAAGAAGAGCUUUUUGGAACUGACAGAACUCAAAUACCUCCUAAAGAAAACCCAGGACUUUUUUGAGACAGAAACCAACUUAGCUGAUGAUUUCUUUGUUGAAGACACUUCAGGCCUCUUGGAGUUAAGAGCCAUACCUGCAUUCAUGACUGGGAAGUUGGGGUUCACGGCUGGCGUGAUACACAGGGAGAGGAUGGCUUCCUUUGAGAGGCUUCUGUGGAGAGUUUGCCGGGGAAACGUGUACUUGAAGUUCAGCGAGAUGGACACACUUCUGGAGGAUCCCGUGACGGUGGAAAGUCACUCUGUAGACCAGGCUGGCCUCGAACUCACAGAGAUCCACCUGCCUCUGCCUCCCAGGGCUGGGAUUAAGACAUUCACCUGCCUCUGAGUUCCCCAGAGUGCUGGGAUUAAAGGCAAAGAAGAAAUUAAAAAGAAUAUAUUCAUCAUAUUUUAUCAAGGGGAACAGCUCAGGCUGAAAAUCAAGAAGAUCUGUGACGGGUUCCGCGCCACCAUCUACCCCUGCCCGGAGCCUGCAGCCGAGCGCAGAGAGAUGCUGGCCAGUGUCAACGUGAGGCUGGAAGACUUGAUCACUGUCAUCACCCAAACAGACUCUCACCGACAGCGCCUGCUGCAGGAAGCAGCCACCAACUGGCACUCCUGGGUCAUCAAGGUACAGAAGAUGAAGGCCGUCUACCACGUCCUGAACAUGUGCAACAUCGAUGUCACCCAGCAGUGCAUCAUCGCCGAGAUCUGGUUCCCGGUAGCAGACACCAGGCACAUCAAGAGGGCCCUGGAGCAGGGCAUGGAACUCAGUGGCUCUUCCAUGGUCCCCAUCAUGACAGAAGUGGAGACUAAAACAGACCCUCCCACCUUCAACAGGACCAAUAAGUUUACAGCUGGCUUCCAGAACAUUGUUGAUGCGUAUGGUGUAGGCAGCUACAGAGAGAUCAACCCAGCUCCCUACACGAUCGUCACCUUCCCCUUCCUGUUCGCCGUGAUGUUUGGAGACUGCGGUCACGGGAUGGUGAUGCUGAUGGCAGCCCUGUGGAUGGUCCUAAACGAGAGGCGCCUGCUGGCUCAGAAGAGCACCAACGAGAUCUGGAACACCUUCUUCAAUGGGCGUUACCUGAUCCUGCUCAUGGGCGUAUUCUCCAUCUACACUGGCUUGAUCUACAAUGACUGCUUCUCCAAAUCUUUUAACAUCUUUGGAUCCUCUUGGAGCGUCCAGCCUAUGUUCAGAAAUGGCACAUGGAAUGCUCAUGCCAUGGAAAAGAGUCAGUAUUUGCAGCUGGACCCGGCCAUCCCAGGAGUGUAUUCUGGAAAUCCCUACCCAUUUGGGAUUGAUCCGAUUUGGAACCUGGCUUCAAACAAACUCACAUUUUUAAACUCCUAUAAGAUGAAGAUGUCAGUCAUCCUGGGAAUCAUUCAGAUGACUUUCGGUGUUAUUCUCAGCCUCUUCAAUCACAUUUACUUCAGAAGAACCCUCAACAUCAUUCUGCAGUUCAUCCCUGAGAUGAUUUUUAUGCUCAGCCUCUUUGGAUACCUGGUUUUCAUGAUCAUUUUCAAGUGGUGCCGGUAUGAUGCCCACACAUCCCAGAAGGCUCCCAGCAUCCUCAUCCACUUCAUCAGCAUGUUUUUGUUUGACUACGAUGAUUCCAAUGCACCCCUGUACAGCCAUCAGCAAGAAGUCCAAACUUUCUUUGUCAUUAUAGCGUUGGUCUCUGUGCCGUGGAUGCUUCUGAUUAAGCCAUUUAUUCUCAGAGCCCAACACCAGAAAUCUCAGCUGCAGUCUUUCACGAUCCACGCGGAUGACAUUGAAGGUGGCCACUCGAGCACCUCUGCUCAGAAGAAGACCACAGGUGCCCACGGGACUAAGGAUGGCCACGAGGAGGAGUUCAACUUUGGAGACAUCUUUGUCCACCAGGCCAUCCAUACCAUUGAGUACUGCCUAGGCUGUAUCUCCAACACAGCCUCGUACCUUCGGCUCUGGGCCCUCAGCUUGGCUCAUGCAGAGCUGUCCGAGGUGCUCUGGACCAUGGUGAUGAACAUUGGCCUCCGCCUUCGGGGCUGGGGAGGGCUCGUUGGGGUCUUCAUCAUUUUUGCCGUCUUCGCCGUCCUGACGGUCGCCAUCCUCCUCAUCAUGGAGGGGCUCUCGGCCUUUCUGCAUGCCCUCCGGCUGCAUUGGGUGGAGUUCCAGAACAAGUUCUAUGAGGGGGCUGGCUCCAAGUUCUCCCCAUUCUCCUUCAAACACGUCCUGGAAGGGGCCGAGGAGUAGGCUGGUGCCAGCUGAAGGAGUUCACUCUUGUCUCUGAUGUCCACCCAGGCCAGGUGUCCCAGAAGCAGCCCUGUUGGCUACCUGAAGUGUGAAGCUGUGUGAGGCAUGGGAUUUGGCAGGAUUUAACCACGUAACUGAGGGGCUGCUUUUUGUUUGGACUUCGUGUGCAGUCAAAUGAUCAAAUACCAAAAUAACUGGGAAACGGGGGAGGGGGCACUAGACCACUAUCUUGUAAUAGUUUAUUUUUGUUUUACUGUAUGUCUGUUUUGAGACAAGGUCUCAUGAGCUCUAACUGUCCUGGAAAUAGCUACGUAGCCAAGGAUGGCUUUGAACUCCGGCUCCUCCUGCCUCCACUUUGUUGAGACGACAGGCACGGGCCACCACACCUGGAUCUCCCGCAGUAUUUCAAGGAUUAUAAUCAUGAAAAUAAAUGUCUGCUCUAUUCACUGUU